AUGUUUUCAACUCUCUAUUUCUUACUAAUUAUACCAAUGUUAAUACUGAUUGGAAUUUGUAAAGUUUGCUUUUUUAAAAAAUAAGGAAAUAGAAGAGAUUAGUUUGGAAGUUUAUAGGAGCGGAUGAAGAAAAAAAUAGUUUUUGGUUAUGCUGAAUUAAUGCAGACAAUGAGUCAGGAAGAUUUACAAAUUUUACAAUAAACAUAUGAAAACACAAUAAAGAAUGCUUAGAGUAUAGAAAUUUAAGGAGGAAAGGUUUAAAGGUAAUAGAAAAGUAGUAAAAAAGUGAUAUUUAUAGAUGAUUUGGAUUAGUAAUCAACAGAAUAAUCUAAUUUAAUUUGA
Molecule: messenger RNA, 342 nt
Organism: Paramecium sonneborni
Lineage: Eukaryota; Ciliophora; Oligohymenophorea; Peniculida; Parameciidae
Source: the annotation of a GenBank genome assembly